AUGACCAUCACGUGUGCCCUGGCUCCUAACCUUCUGGGCUUCAUGGUGUGUCGUCUGCUGGCCGGCACGGCUGGCAGUGUGCCAUUAUCCAUCGGAGCAGGAUCGCUCGCGGAUAUGAUUCCCUCAAAGAACCGCGGGUUGGCAAUGGGUGCUCGGUCCUGUGCUUGGACCCGUGACAGCGCCCAUAGGUGCGUAUCUCCUGACGCCUGGAGCAUACUGACAGAUACAGCGGGCGGAUAUUUGGUAGUCUCAAAGGCCUUUGAUGCAGGCGCCAACGGUUACUGUCGAGGAGAAGGGUCCUGGGAUGUCUAUACGACGUUCGACGAGGUUUCCGAGAAGAAGCUAGUGAACGACAUCCUAGUCUUUCACCCUGUCACAGGUGAACUGUUUGCCAUGGUCAUGGGCGCCACCUUUCAUAGUGUCGCUAUGAAGUCACUCGUCGCCAUGCUGGCGAAUCUCAAUACGCCUGGUGUGAGUCUGGCGAAUACUCAACCUGCGACAAAUGGAACAAAGGGGGUGAAGAACAGCCAAACUUUGAAUUCCGUACACACCAAUCUUCAUUCCACAAAUAACCGGGAUAGUGGUAGCAUUGUUGGUAUUGAACAGAACCUGGAUUGGAUUCUUAGUGUACUACGGCAACUACUCAGCUCAGCGACUGAGAUUCCUGUUAACGAGAUUGCACCAACCACUUAUCUGGCAAACAUUGGGAUCGACGCGCUCAUGAGUACGGAAGUCUUGAGCGAUAUAAGGCGACAGUUUCAUGUUGAUAUUCCGAUCUCCGAAUUCAUCGCUCUUGACACGGUUCUCGCCAUCUCGAAGUUCCCGCAGCAUGCAUUUGAGCACACUCUACUCGCAUCCACGGGUUCCAAAUUCGCCGAAUGUCUUACCCGGAAAGCCGACCUACUGGAGAUAUUCUUUGGCAGUAUCAAAUCUAGAGCCUUGCUGGAAAACGUCUACACCAACGCCCCUAUGUUCGCCGCUGGCUCAGAUACGCUGUGGCGCAUAUACCACCCCUACUUUCAUCAUUCACGGCACAGAAGACGAUCUUAUUCCCUGGAAACAGGCAGUGAGAACUUUUGA
Penicillium roqueforti is the source of this 1080-nucleotide messenger RNA. Its product is annotated as acyl carrier protein. The transcript has 2 exons. Bases 1 to 1080 code for a protein of 359 amino acids. The record is from RefSeq and is a predicted model, not a curated record. NCBI's taxonomy places the organism in Eukaryota, Fungi, Ascomycota, Eurotiomycetes, Eurotiales, Aspergillaceae.